Messenger RNA from Cladophialophora bantiana CBS 173.52, 2538 nucleotides. RefSeq lists its product as uncharacterized. The record is from RefSeq and is a predicted model, not a curated record. The transcript has 14 exons. Bases 1 to 2538 code for a protein of 845 amino acids. Lineage: Eukaryota; Fungi; Ascomycota; Eurotiomycetes; Chaetothyriales; Herpotrichiellaceae.
AUGGCAUCCUGUCUGAUUGAAGCUCCCGGCGACAGCCCAUCUCUGAAUGUCAAAGAGCAGAAAAACCGAGAUGAUAAACUUAUAACGCCCGAGGUGGGAGAGACGGAAUCAUAUAACGCCCGUCCCAGCGCGCCGAAUCUGAGUGUUACGUUCGAGGAGUAUACGUUCUAUGCCCAAUUGACUCGAGCCGAAGAGAGGAGAGCAGCUAGCAAGAUGCCAGAGGCUCUGCCAAUAUGGGCUCUCUCACAGCUUGGGUACGUUCCUCGAUCCACUCUCUAUGUCCUUUUUGGGGCACUUGCGGGAUAUACUGGUCACCAAAUCUGGACGUUGUUCUUCCACCUUGAUUCUCACCGACACCCGAUUCAGAGCUACGGCGACCUUGCGUAUCGAAUCUACGGUGGCUGGGCAAGGCACGUCGCGAAUGUUCUCCAAAGCUUCCAACUGUUCUUCAGCGUCGGCUUGCUCACACUUGCCCAAGGCCAGGGAAUAUCUCAACUUUCAACUGGCUCCGUUUGCUUCGCCGUGUGCAAUUUAAUCUUCACGAUAGCAGGUUGUAUUGUUGGCCAGAUCAGGACUCUGCAAAAGUUCAAGUGGCUCGCCACACUGUCUAUCUGGCUCAACAUUGCCAUUAUGGCCAUCACUAUGGCUGGCGCAGCUUCUUACCCACCAAACUACAGCACCGCCUUGGCACAGAAUCAGGUGAAGGCCGGACCAAUAGUGACCAGUGUCGGUACACCGGCAGACGGGACUCUCUCGACUCGAAUUGUGGGUUUGAUGCAGGGCAUCUAUUCCUACGGGGGAGCCAUGUUGUACUGCGAGUUCAUGGCCGAAAUGAAGCGCCCGUGGGAUUUUUGGAAGGCCUUCUUUUGCGCGCAAACACUGAUAGUGUCUCUUUAUGUCUUCUACGGGCUAUUUGUCUACUCUUAUCAGGGCCAAUUUGCCGUUCUUGUCUCUAACCAGGGAAUCUCGCUGAAAGUUCUCCAAACCGCAACAAACGCAAUGAGUGUCGCAUCGUCCCUGAUUCUUGCAUGCUUGUAUGGGAACGUGGGUAUCAAGGUCCUUUACAUGAAUAUUGGGGAAGAACUGCUUGGUCUCCCAAACCUGCACACUACCACACGAGGCAAACAACUAUUUGCUGUACUCGUCCCAGUUUACUGGACUCUUGCAUUUGUAAUUUGCUCAGCGAUCCCCAACAUCACCAAUUUCAGUGCUCUUAUCGCUUCUGCCUGUGUCACUCAAUUCACUUAUACAUUUCCGCCGAUCCUCAUGUUAGGGUUUGCAGCCCAGAAGGACGCGUAUCUCCCGGGCGAAAGCUUCGACCCGACGACCGGAAGAACGGUCCGCCAUGACAAUGGCAUGAAGCGAUGGGUCCGAGGAUUGAAGCAACACAUCAUAAUGAACCUUUUCAACACCUUUAUCCUCAUUGGUGCCGUGUUCCUGUGUGGCUUGGGGAUUGUCGCUAGUAUUAUCCUGCUUGUGGAGACUUUUGAAAGCAACCCCAAAAUCACGUCCUUUACCUGUUUCGACCAGGCCAUCCUCUUCGUCCGGCCAACUAUGUCGUGGUCACCAGAAAGCCUCCCAGACCUGAUGGGGCGUGUUUACCUCGUGACGGGGGGAAAUGCUGGCAUUGGUUUCCAGACAGUUCUCGGCUUAGCAAGGCAGAAUGCAAAAGUAUACAUCGGAGCUGGAUCAGAAGAGAAGGGAGCUAUUGCAAUAGAAGCAGUGAGAGCUGAAAAGGGGGACGCAAAAGUCGAACUCGUCGAGAUGGACAUGAUGGAUUUGAAAACUGUAGUGAGGGCGGCGGAGGAGAUCAUAAGGCGAGAGAAGCUUCUGCAUGGCCUGGUCAACAACGCAGGGAUAAUGGCGACGCCGUACGAGGAGUCUUCUGAUGCUGGAUACGAGGCGCAGUUCCAGACCAACUAUCUCUCGCACUGGUUGCUCACCUCUCACCUCUUGCCGCUACUCAUCGAAACCUCCCGUCCAAGCCCCGUGGGCACUGUCCGCAUUGUGAAUGUCAGUUCAGACGGCCAUUUGAUAUUCGGCGAGCCAUCAGGCAUCGAUUUCAACGACAUCAACCAAACCCGGACUGGCAAGGGAGGUCCAUGGUCACGCUGUGGGUCUUCCAAGCUUGCAAACAUCCUGCACGCCAAAGAAUUGGAUAGGCAAUAUGGAGGCUCGGAGAGGGGAUGCAUCUGGACCGCGAGCUUACAUCCGGGAACAGUAGACACAAAACUGUCCGCAGGGGCCACAGGGUCUAGCUUCUCCCAGACAAUCUGGCCGAUCUUGAAGUUCUUCGGGGCUUACUCCAAAGUGGACACGGCCGCCUACACUUCGAUAUACGCGGUGGCCAGCGAUGAAUUCACGCAGAACUUGAGUGGCGAGUAUCUCCAGCCUGUGACCAAACUGGGCAAGGCAAGCAAACAGGCGAACGAUCCCAAGCUCGCAAAGGAUCUUUGGUCCUGGACGCUGGCUGAGAUGAGUGCUCUGGGCUUCGCCCCAGUCGGUCUUCAGGAGCAAAUAGGCGAGAGAAAGGAUUGA